AUGCCUGACAUGAGAUGUUUCGCUGCUGAAGAUGGAAGCUGGGAACUGCCUCCACCGUACGAGUCUAUCUCGUCCUCAGGAGGCGCAGAAAGCGACCCGACAAGGAACAAUGGGGCCUUCCCACUACCCGGCGCUUCUUUCCCAGAGCUGUCGCCGACAAAUGAUGGCCGUGUAAAUGUUCAUAUUGGAUCGCGGUUCAGUCGGAAUCUGGAAUGGCUUAUGGGAAACCAAGCCGCCGAGACGCCCCAGACUGCAGGAGAAGCAGCCCCAUCCGUACCAUGCCCUGUCUGGGAUCUGCAUCUCAAUAUCGUGAUCCAAGUUGUAGGUAGCCGUGGUGAUGUCCAGCCCUUUGUCGCCUUGGGUAAGGAAUUGCAGAAGUACGGCCACCGUGUGCGGCUGGCCACGCAUGCCAAAUUCGAGCAAUUCGUCCGAACCGCCGACCUUGAGUUCUAUCCCAUUGGAGGGGACCCUGUCGAGCUGAUGUCCUAUAUGCGGAAACGGGCUUCAAUGGCGGAGAUUCUAGACGGCUGCUGGCGGUCGUGUAUAGAACCAGACCCGUAUGACAAGACCCCAUUCGUGGCGGAUGCCAUAAUUGCAAAUCCCCCAAGUUUUGCCCAUAUCCACUGUGCGCAGGCGCUUGGCAUUCCUGUUCAUCUCAUGUUCACGAUGCCCUGGACAAGCACUAGGGCCUUUCAUCAUCCGCUCGCGAACUUGAAGUAUUCCGGUAGCGACCCGUCGCUGGGGAAUUUGGUUUCUUUUCAUUUUGUGGAGUGGUUGACAUGGCAAGGUCUAGGGGAUCUGAUCAAUGCCUGGCGCAGGAAUGUACUGGGCCUAGACCCCAUCCCCACUACAGAGGGUCCAAACCUCGUAGAAGCGCUCAACGUGCCCUUCACAUACUGCUGGUCUCCCGCAUUGAUCCCGAAGCCCAAGGACUGGGCAUCUCAUAUAGGUGAAGAUGACACCCCCCACCCCUACGUAAUUUUGGCUAAUUUUGCAGACGUCUGCGGGUUCUUCUUUCGUGACCCACCGGCUUACGAACCCCCAGCGGAACUUGAUGCCUUCCUGUGUGCAGGCCCACCACCAAUCUAUAUCGGCUUCGGUAGCAUCGUCCUUGAGGAUGUGGAAAAGAUGCUGUCUAUCUUACUCGACGCUAUUCAAGAGACCGGAGUACGGGCCAUAAUCUCCUGUGGCUGGAGCAAUCUUGAACACCGAGAGACCCCUAACGUCCACUACAUUGGCGACUGUCCACACGAGUGGCUCUUCCAGCAUGUAGCUGCAGUUGUUCAUCACGGCGGUGCGGGGACAACAGCCUGUGGCUUGCGCAAUGGAAAGCCGACUACGAUCGUCCCCUUCUUUGGAGACCAACCAUUUUGGGGCAAUAUGAUCGCCGCCGCAGGAGCCGGCCCCGAGCCAAUACCCCACAAGAACCUCACCGCACAGAAGCUGGCUGACGCCAUCACCUAUUGCUUAACCCCGCAGGCUGUUGCUGUAGCGCGAGACAUAGCAGACAGAAUACGCCAGGAGUGCGGUGUUCGUGCGGCAGUUAACUCGUUCCACGCGCAUCUACCGCGGCGUAAGAUGCAGUGUGAUCUCAUACCGAGCGAGCCUGCAGUCUGGUAUUUUAAGACGGGAAGACGAACAGUUAAGCUGUCCAAAGUGGCUGCGUGGACCUUGAAGCACCAGGGACGUAUCCAGGGAAAGCAUCUCAAACGAUACCAAACAAAGCCAUUUACCAUCGAUAUUCGUCGAUGGGACCCAUUUACGGCCGUUUCGUCGGCCUCAUUGUCCACACUCACUGGCAUGGCCGAUGCCACAGCCGGGAUCUUUAUCGAUCCAUAUAAGGAAUACAAACGUCUCCGAAAAUCUGACCGUAAUCGUGACGCCUCCAACCCUGCCACCAGUUCAUACUCCUCACUUGCUGCAUCUGAGACAUCAUCUACGACAGAACCAGCAUUAAUAUCACGGACGCAUGCCUCUCCGGGCAUAUCGGACACUGAACUUAGCUCCGAUGACCCAGACUACGCGCGGCAGAUGGCUAUUGCAUCAGCUACAAGCCUAGGAAUCUUUCUCGGCCGAUCCUCUCGCGGCGCGCUGGUAGAUCUACCUCUUGCUGCCGUUGAAGGUAUGCGGGCCGUGCCCCGGCUGUACGGCGAAAAAGUACGUGUGCACGACCCGGUGAGGGACUGGAAGAGUGGUGCGGGCGUGGCAUGGUCCACCUUCUCUCAUGGCUUGUACGAGGGUGUCACCGAUAUCUUCGUGCACACGUACCAGGGGAAGAAGAAACAAGGCGCCCUCGGGGUGGCUAAGGGCCUGAGCAAGGGCCUAGUCAGCUUGACAGUUAAGACGGGGGCGGCAACGGUUGGUCUCAUCGCGUAUCCGAAUCAAGGUAUCUAUCGCUCUCUGAUGAGCACUGUACGGAAGCGACCUGUAAAGCAGAUUGUGGAAGCAAGAUGGGCGGAGGCAGAGUGGAUUACUAGGGUCGAGGGGGGUGUGCAGAUGGAUGCAGUGGAGCUGUGUUCGUUGUACGAUGAGUUGUUGUCUACCAGGGAGGAAGCCCGGCAGGGGCGGUAA
Molecule: messenger RNA, 2571 nt
Organism: Aspergillus bombycis
Lineage: Eukaryota; Fungi; Ascomycota; Eurotiomycetes; Eurotiales; Aspergillaceae
Product: glycosyltransferase
Exons: 5
Coding region: 1-2571 (856 amino acids)
Biological process (GO): carbohydrate metabolic process
Molecular function (GO): UDP-glycosyltransferase activity; hexosyltransferase activity
Source: RefSeq, a predicted model, not a curated record